Molecule: messenger RNA, 665 nt
Organism: Myxocyprinus asiaticus (Chinese sucker)
Lineage: Eukaryota; Metazoa; Chordata; Actinopteri; Cypriniformes; Catostomidae
Product: NADH dehydrogenase [ubiquinone] 1 beta subcomplex subunit 10-like
Exons: 4
Coding region: 87-596 (169 amino acids)
Source: RefSeq, a predicted model, not a curated record
CGCAUGCGCACUGUGGAGGAGAGAAAAGCGAGAUUUAAGGUCGAGUAAAGGUGUUUUGAAAUUUCCCUUCUAGUUUAUGUCUGAAAAUGCCGCAAGAUCACGAUAAAGACGCUUAUCCCGAGCCUCCCCGUCAGACUCCAGUGGUGGAUAAGCAAUCGGCACUGCCAAAUCCAGCGUUAAUAUUGUCAAAGCUCUUUUACUACUCUGUCGAUCUGCCAGUAACUACAUUAAGAGGUGUUAUCGAGGGCAUCCAGGGUAAUAAGUCCCAAUACUACCAUCAGAAGUUCCGUCGUGUUCCAGAGCUGACCGAAUGCCAGGAAGGAGAUUACCUGUGCUACUAUGAAGCCGAGAUGCAGUGGAGGAGAGACUAUAAAGUGGAUCAGGAGAUUGUGAAGGCGAUUCAGGAGCGUCUCAGGGCCUGCCAGCAGCGAGAGGGACACAGUUACAGACAGAACUGUGGCACAGAACUGCAGCAGUUUAAUCAAGUUUCCAAGGCCUUUCAAUCACGCUAUGGGGAUCUUGGUGCAUACGCCAGUGCAAGAAAGUGUUUGAUGAAACAGAAGGAGAGAAUGAUGGAAGAAACAGAAAAGGCAUAACAUUUCCUCUGCUUUUCUGUCUCUCUCUCAUCUAUGUAUCAAAGUGUAAAAUAAAGUAUUCCAAAGUGA